Molecule: messenger RNA, 2045 nt
Organism: Aphanomyces astaci
Lineage: Eukaryota; Oomycota; Saprolegniomycetes; Saprolegniales; Verrucalvaceae
Exons: 1
Coding region: 1-2019 (672 amino acids)
Source: RefSeq, a predicted model, not a curated record
AUGAGAGUGCUGACAUACUUGGUCAUCCACGACGGAUGCACCACCUGUCUGAAAGUCGAGGACAACCAGCGAGUAUGGGACGUAAAGAAGAUGAUCAAGUACGACAACCCCUUUUCGAUUGGAGCCAAGGAUAUUGACCUUUACCUCGCGAAGACGAAAGACGGCAAGUGGUUGGCGAUGGAAGGCGACGCGGUGGAGAUGCUGAAGACACGACUGGUUCAAGAAACCAUCAAGGACAUCAUGCAGCAAGGCACCGCAAUGGAUUCGACCAAAACAGUCGGCGACGCGGCAUUCGGCUUCCCAACCAACCUUACCGCAGGUGAGAUCCACGUGUUGGUGAUCGUUCCGACGUGGCGCGCGGCAGAGUUUGUUGUGAACGAUGUUCGAUUUCCAGUGACGAAACGCAUGGGCCUGUAUCCUCCGGCGUUGGUGGCGUUUUGGAAGGCUCUUCAGGACUAUUCAACUCUGGUCGUGGCGGAUGCAAUUCUCGAGCUGCCCGUAGGAGCAUUCCUGCUGGGGUACCCCGCGCUCGGCUUGAAAGUGUAUAUUCGGCCUUGCUACCCCCCACUGUGGAAGGUCUGUUGGAAGCUGAUCCAGGACCCUAAGUCCCCGCACCUCGUGAUCCUCGGCAACCCAGGCAUUGGCAAGACAUUUUUUGGCAUUUUCAUCUUGCUUCAACUGGCUCGUGAGAACAAGACGGUGGUGUACGAGAGCGGGGCCUCGAUGUGUCGCUACUUGUUCUCUGGUGACACCGUGGUCGAGGGAACCCAAAAUGACUUCGUGGCCUUCCUCCGCUUGCCAACGACGUACUACAUUGUGGACGCCGUCAAGCCUCAGAAGUGCCAAGCAAUGACGAUCCUACUGACGUCGCCGAGACACGAGGUUUGGUUCUCAUUCAACAACGACAACUGUGACUUCCGCUACAUGCCUGUUUGGACCUUGGACGAGAUUUUGUCGUGCCGUAAGCUGCUGUAUCCGGAUCUUGACGUGAACAUGGUCACAGAUUGCUUCCAUCGCUGGGGUGGUGUCCCUCGCUACGUUUUGGAGAAUAUGCUCAGGGACACACACCAGUCGUUGCUUGAACGAGCACUUGGCAUGGUGAACUGCGACUGGGUGGUGAAUGCGAUCGGAGAGCUAGACGCCAUGUUUGAAGCGUCGCAUCGUCUGCUCCACUACGACGUCAACGAGAAAACGUUCAUCAACAAGCACGUCGUCUUUGCCUCGCCUUAUGUCCAGGACGUGGUGUACAGGCGUCUGUGCAAAGACGACCAUGACAAACUUGUGAAGUUCUUGGCUGCAUCGGAGGGCAUUGACCAACUUGGCGUGGUACGCGGUAUCGUCUUUGAACGAUACGUGCAUGCCGUAUUGCCGCGCGGUGGGCGCUUUCGCAUUCGGCGCCUUAUGCCAGAAGGAGGGAGUGGUGACGCCAACAACGUGGAUCAAGAUGACAAAGGCGGCGAGGACGAGGAGAAGUCCGAUGACGGGGCGGUGGACACAGAAGGUGAUCUUGGAGCCGAAGUGAUGAACAAGGGCGAAGGGAUUGCGUUUGUGUCGUGGGACAUCAACGAAGCGCGAGGCAUCGUCGAGAUACCUCCACAGCAAACGGUCAUGUUCGAUAAGGACAACGAAGUGGCCUCUGCUCCAAGCGGCGUCUACUUGCGUCCGAAAAACAAGAAUUACCCAUCAGUGGACGCUAUCGUCAAGCCCGACAUCUUGCUCCAGGUUACUGUUGGGGCCACACACCCGUGCAAGCAACGAGGUCUGGACAGCGCCAUAAAACUCCUUGCAACUCCUGAACAACCAAAAUUGGUCUUCGUGCUUCCUCCAGAUCGAUUCGACGACUUCAAACACCAACGGUAUGUCACGGUAGAUGGUAGGACCACGACGAACCCAUUCUUGACCUUACGCAACAUCAAGCAAUAUGCAAUGGAAGUUACGCUAGCAGUGCCACGCGAAGUGACGCAUACGAGUACCGACGGGACCAACAAGGGAGUCAAGCGACCUCGUCAGAAUGAAUGAGUCAUCAAUUAUGACUGGAUGCAUGU